Messenger RNA from Nicrophorus vespilloides, 819 nucleotides. RefSeq lists its product as uncharacterized. Bases 1 to 819 code for a protein of 272 amino acids. The record is from RefSeq and is a predicted model, not a curated record. The transcript is spliced from 2 exons. Lineage: Eukaryota; Metazoa; Arthropoda; Insecta; Coleoptera; Silphidae.
AUGGGCUCAUACUGCACAGAAAUAACGCCGAAGAAAGUCAUUAAAUACCUGUGGGUCUCCAUUGACAGUAUCCUGAGCUACGCCGAGAAUAUCAGGGCAGUAGCCAUCCGAGCAGCAGAAACAACUACGGCUGUAAGCAGGUUGAUGCAUAACAAGGGUGUGCCGAAGUCUAGCAAGAGAAGAUUGCUAGGAGUAGUGGCACAAUCUAUUAUGCUGUACGCUGCUCCUAUAUGGGAACAGGCAAUGAUAGUUCUAAGCUAUAGGAAAGUGCUAGAAACGGUUCAACGGAGAGGAGAAAUUAGGAUAUGCAGCGCGUAUAGGACAAUUUCUCGAGACGCAGUGCAGGUGAUAGCUGGUGUGCCACCAAUAGAGCUCCUUGUUCUGGAGAGAGAUGAGAGGCAGAGGGGCGCGACCAAAGUGGAUGCUCAAGCCAGACUGCUGCAAAAAUGGCAAGAUAAAUGGCACAGAUCGGAAAAAUUAGCCUGGACUCGGCGCCUAAUCCCUUGGUUAAGCAGAAAGCACGGUGAAACAACAUUUCACCUGAGCCAGGCGCUGUCUGGUCAUGUAUGCUUUGGCAAGUACCUGCACAUUAUUGCAAAGAAGAAAAAAGAAAGGUGCUGGUACUGUGAGAAGGACGAUACCCCUGAGCACACGCUUUUUAGGUGCUGCAGAUGGGUUAGAAGGAAGCACGAGGCGGAGGCAGAAUUGGGAGUUCUGCUAGAGCCAGAAAAUGUUAUCAGUGAAAUAUUGCAGAGUGCGGAGAGCUGGGAUAUUGUAGCGUACAUAUCAGAGAUGUUACUAAGCAAAGAAGAAGACUAG